GUUAGUACUAAAUUUAUAAAGAAAACGGUAAAAAUUACCUCUGGAAAUGACAUUAUUCUUUUCUGCAAUAGUUUCAGUUUCUGGAUUGGCGACGUUGGGUGGUUGGGCGGAUGGUUGAACCUCCUGCAUCAAAACACAACACACACACAAGCUGAUAUACGAACACAGGCCGGAGAGAGGAAAAUGGAGUAAAAGGGAGAGAGAGAGGAGAAAGGGGAGAGAAAGUUGAGGAAAGAGAGAUCGAUCGAUCGAGAGGAAAAACAGACGUAUCGCGACUGUUUGUGGCGUGUUCUCGCCGGUAAUCCGCUGGACUAGCCACCAGAAAACACCCCCAGUCACUAUUUGUUGUUACUGUUCCGGCGAAACCCGCCGGAAAACGACGCCACUAGCUCCACUCUUCCCAAACCCGACCCGGAACUGUGUUAUUGCUCGUUUUCUUUGUGGAUUUGUGAUUUGGAGUUCGUAUUAAGUUUUUUUUUUUUCGUUGCUUUGAUUUCUGUUCGGUUUUGCGGUUCUCGAUUCUGGGCUGGUUUCGUUCAUUUUGAGGUUGUCCGUCGGUUUCCAAAUCUGUGCGGGUUGUAUUUCUCAAUACCGAGUUGUCGUUGUCGUUAUUGAGGUUUGAUUCGAGGUUCUUCGGCGCGGAUUCCGUUUCGAAAGCUCCAUCAAGUGAAUUAUCAUGGAGAAGCAGAAUACGUUGGAUUACAUCAACCAGAUGUUUCCCACAGAAGCAUCUCUAUCUGGCGUUGAGCCCCUUAUGCAGAAGAUACAUAGUGAAAUUCGUCGUGUUGAUGCUGAAAUAUUGACUGCUGUUCGGCAACAGAGUAACUCUGGGACCAAAGCCAGAGAAGAUCUUGCUGCAGCUACGAGUGCUGUGCAGGAACUCAUGAAUAAGAUUCGAGAAAUUAAAACCAAAGCAGAGCAAAGUGAAACAAUGGUUCAAGAAAUAUGUCGCGAUAUUAAGAAAUUGGAUUUUGCAAAGAAGCACAUAACAACAACAAUUACUGCCCUUCACCGCCUAACCAUGCUAGUCUCUGCAGUAGAGCAACUUCAAGUAAUGGCUUCCAAACGUCACUAUAAAGAGGCAGCUGCACAGCUUGAGGCUGUAAACCAGCUCUGUAGUCAUUUUGAAGCCUAUAGGGAUAUUCCUAAGAUAACAGAACUUAGAGAAAAGUUUAAGAGCAUCAAACAAGUCCUCAAGUCACACGUGUUCUCUGACUUCUCCAGUUUAGGCACAGGGAAGGAGACAGAAGAAAGUAAUCUAUUACAGCAGUUAUCAGACGCGUCCUUAGUUGUUGACGCUCUCGAGCCUUCUGUUAGAGAAGAGUUGGUGAAAAUUUUUUGUAAUAGAGAACUCACCUCGUACCAGCAGAUAUUUGAAGGAGCAGAACUAGCUAAGUUGGACAAAACUGAAAGGAGAUAUGCUUGGAUCAAGCGUCGGCUAAGAACAAAUGAGGAGAUUUGGAAAAUUUUCCCCCGUUCGUGGCACGUCGAUUAUUUGCUUUGCAUUCAGUUCUGCAAGUUGACAAGGUCUCAACUUGUGGAAAUCCUUGUUAGCAUGAAAGAAAAGCCAGAUGUAGCAACCUUGUUGACAGCUCUGCAGCGCACUUUGGAAUUUGAAGAGGAGUUAGCAGAGAAAUUUGGUGGUGGAACCCGCAGUAAAGAUGCUGUAGAUGACAAUGAAGAAACAGAAAUGAGUGGAAACAAGAGUCAGACAGUUUCAGACAUUCGGAAAAAGUAUGAGAAAAAGCUUGCUGCCCAUGAUGGUAGUCAACAUGAAGAACUACAUGGAGAAAAAGAUGCAUCAGUCCCAGGAGCUGGUUUCAAUUUCCGAGGCAUCAUCUCUUCAUGCUUUGAACCUCACUUGUCAGUUUAUAUAGAGCUGGAAGAGAAAACUCUUAUGGACAGUUUGGAGAAAGAAAUGCUGGAAGAGACAUGGGAAAUUGAGGAGGGAAGUCAGACUAAUAUUUUGUCUAGCAGCAUUAAGGUCUUUGUAAUCAUCAGGAGGAGCUUGAAGCGAUGCAGUGCUUUGACGAGAAACCAGACACUGUUUAAUCUCUUUAAGGUAUUUCAAAAAGUUCUUAAGGCUUAUGCUACAAAGCUCUUCGCUAGAUUGCCAAAGGGUGGUACAGGAAUUGUUGCAGCUGCCACUGGAAUCGAAGGACAGAUAAAGACUUCGGACAAGGAUGAAAGGGUUAUCUGCUACAUAGUAAAUACUGCAGAGUAUUGUCACAAAACGUGCGGAGAAUUGGCUGAUAAUGUGUCAAAACUGAUUGAUGCUCAAUUUGUGGAUGGAGUGGAUAUGUCUGAAGUACAGGAUGAAUUUUCAGCAGUUAUUACAAAAUCAUUGAUUACAUUAGUGCAUGGAAUCGAAACAAAGUUUGACUCUGAAAUGGCGGCGAUGAGUCGGGUUCCAUGGAGUACUCUUGAAAGUGUUGGUGAUCAGUCAGACUACGUGAACGGCAUAAAUUUGAUCCUUACGAGUAGCAUUCCAGUGCUCGGAAGUCUUCUCUCUCCCAUUUAUUUCCAAUUCUUCCUGGAUAAGCUUGCGUCAUCUCUUGGUCCACGGUUCUAUCAUAACAUCUUCAAAUGCAAACAGCUAUCAGAGACUGGAGCACAGCAAAUGCUUUUGGAUACACAAGCAGUAAAGACUAUUUUGCUGGAAAUUCCUUCUCUGGGUAAACAAACAGCAGGAGCUGCUAGCUACUCAAAAUUUGUGAGUCGUGAGAUGAGCAAAGCAGAAGCAUUAUUGAAGGUCAUACUGUCUCCAAUAGAUUCUGUGGCGGAUACAUACUGUGCGCUGCUUCCAGAGGGAACGCUCACAGAGUUUCAGCGUCUUUUAGAGCUUAAGGGCCUGAAAAAAGCUGAUCAGCAGAGCAUACUGGAUGACUUCAACAAACGUGGGUCAGGCAUCUCUCAGCCUACCAUUAUGGCCUCUUCAGUUGUAACAUCUACUCCAAACACCUCAAUAGCACCGACCAUAACUAAUGCAGCAUCAUCACCUGGGGCUAUCAUUUCAAGAGAAGAUGUGCUGACCAGAGCAGCUGCUCUUGGAAGAGGUGCAGCUACAACAGGCUUUAAGAGAUUCCUCGCUUUAACAGAAGCUGCAAAAGAUCGGAAGGACGGGCCAUUCAGGAAGUUAUUCAAUGGAUGAGAACCACCCAACUUCUGAGCUCUAUCAUUCUUGGCAGCUCUUUUCCUUUAUUAGCUUCUCUGUAUCUUCCUUCCUUGUACGCUAUUAUUGUAAUAUCAACUAUUCAUUAAUGUUUUUCCAGGAAUAGUAGACGCUAUUGGACAUUUUUUGCAGUGUAGGUUAUAAAUUAGUGUUUAUCAAAAUAAAAAUCAUAUUUUUUAAA
Molecule: messenger RNA, 3353 nt
Organism: Capsicum annuum
Lineage: Eukaryota; Viridiplantae; Streptophyta; Magnoliopsida; Solanales; Solanaceae
Product: vacuolar protein sorting-associated protein 53 A
Exons: 25
Coding region: 677-3151 (824 amino acids)
Biological process (GO): retrograde transport, endosome to Golgi
Cellular component (GO): GARP complex
Source: RefSeq, a predicted model, not a curated record